This is a messenger RNA of Plodia interpunctella (Indianmeal moth), 1579 nucleotides long. RefSeq names its product Growth arrest specific protein 8 (gene Gas8). The transcript has 8 exons. The coding region runs from base 126 to 1508 and encodes 460 amino acids. Gene Ontology annotation, biological process: cell motility. Gene Ontology annotation, molecular function: small GTPase binding; microtubule binding. Lineage: Eukaryota; Metazoa; Arthropoda; Insecta; Lepidoptera; Pyralidae. Gene Ontology annotation, cellular component: Golgi apparatus; microtubule; motile cilium. The record is from RefSeq and is a predicted model, not a curated record.
GAUGAGUUUUGUGUUAUUGUCAUAGCAACGUUUAUUUUUGAUAAGGCCAUGGAAAAUAUCACAUAUCGAGCUGUUUUCAUUUUGUUUAUUUAAUCAUUUUGCGGUGACCUGAUACGUAAAGCAAAAUGCCGCCAAAAGGAGGAAAAGCUGGUGGAAAGAAGGCGCCCGCCAUCAUCAUUGAUGGCGUGGACACGUCUGAGAUGACCCGAGAGAAACUCGAGCAAUUCGCUCUCAAAGUCAAAGAAGAGUUAGACAAAGAAAGAGAAGAGCGUAACUACUUCCAGCUAGAAAGAGACAAAAUCAGAACUUUCUGGGAAAUCACUAGACAACAACUAGAGGAAGCUAAAGCUGAACUGAGAAAUCGCGAGCGUGCAACAGAAGAAGCGCAGGAAGAAAAUGAAGCGCUUCUGGAAACUGAAAAGCAGAAAAUUAAGCAUUUGAAGUAUGAACAGCAAGCGUCUGCAGCUGCCUUACGAGCUGAGAAUUUGGUGGCACUAAAAGCAGCUAAAGAAGAACAUGCUGAACAAGAAUUGGAAUUGCUUAAUGAUAAACGUACGCUUAGAGCUGAAAUGAGAGAGAAAGUCUCAGCGGCUUUGGACGAAUUAAGACGAGCGAAACUGAUGCACGCUGAAGAAUUGUCGAAAACUAGAGAUGAAUUUCAAGAAAGGGCGAAGCAGAUUGAGGAAAAGGCUGAGAGGAAACUACACGAGACUAAAGUGGAAUUGACGGUAAAACAUAGAACAGAAAUCGCUGAAGUUGAAGAAAGAAAGAAUAAGCAACUGUCAGAGUUGAUAGCACACCAUGAGAGAGCAUUUUCUGAUUUGAAGAAUUAUUACAAUGACAUCACUUUGAACAAUCUAGGUCUCAUCAGCAGUCUAAAGCAACAAAUGGAAGAAAUGCAGAAGGUCAAGGAGAGAGCUGAGAAGAUAGCCAGGGACGCUGUGGCCGAAACAAAGAGCCUCAGGGAGCCCUUGGAGUUGGCCAUUAUUGACAACAAGGAGCUGAAGCGGCAGAUGUCCAAUUAUGACAGAGAUAAGGCUGCUUUGGCGGCCAAAUCGAAACAACUGACGUCAUUAGAGAAACAAUUCGAGGUCCUCAAGUGGGAGUAUGAGGUGUUACAAGUUAGAUUCGACAGGAUAUUGGUAGAACGCGACGAGCUGAAGUGCCGGUUCACACGGGCCGUGUUGGAGGUGCAAGAGCGGGCGGCCCUAAAAUCUGCCCUGUUGGAGACCAAGCUCAAGAACCUGGAGGGCCGGGACCUGGGCCCUACUGAGAUGAAUGAACUAUUGAAACUUAAAGACACUCAAGUUGAAGACCUAAGAUACGAAGCGGCGAGGCUUCGGAAGGCUCAUGAUGACCUCUUGGCAACCUACGAAGCCAAGCUUGCUAAUCUUGGAGUACCACCUGAAGAGCUGGGCUUCAAGCCUCUGCGAGCGGUCGCCGUGGCCGGCCUAUCGCCAAUAAUUGGCCUAGGCCCGGCCGGACUCAUCACUAAGGAUCAGGUGUGAUAAACUAUUUUCACCGUUCAUUUUUCUAUGUACAUAUUGUUAUUCAUAGAAAUAUAUUAUAUUUUGUGGUG